Vitrella brassicaformis is the source of this 1340-nucleotide messenger RNA. Lineage: Eukaryota; Vitrellaceae. The record is from the annotation of a GenBank genome assembly.
CCGAGGCCCAAGCGCUAAACACCAUCCAUCCACGAGUAUAGAUCAUUGUAGAUGAUGCAGUACUUUCACUCGUUGAAGGUUCCUUGCUGUUCUUCUGUUUCUUCUCGUUCUUGACUUCAGGUACCUCCGCCACUUUGACACGCACACAGCUGAUAGAACAACAGUUGGCACCGAGGAGCCCAUACCUUCCCUUCCUCAGGCACAGCAGUCAACAGACGCGUUUGCUAUUUCCCCGGGUCGGGGGGAAGGCCAUGAUGGAGCCUCAGGCGGAGAACAACAUCCCACCACCAUCCGAACACGUGAACAGACAGAGGACCCGCCGCAGCGACGCCCACGACGCGCACACAGCGUCUUUGUUGGUUGGUUGGUUUGUUUGUGCAGGCAGCGGGAGAUCACCCCACGCCAAGCACACCUGCCAAUUCGAGCCCCCCCUGUUUCUACCCAACGACACGGCACGUGAUUGUGAGCGGACAAGUAGCUCAUAAAUAAAUGCCAAGCCCGUGUGCUUACUAUGCCAAUGCCGUGUGCUUACUAUGCCAAUACCUGUCUUGAUGCAGGUCGUGUCCAACCUACUUGGCGUCCUGCUUGGCGCUGGCGCAGGUAUGAGAAGGUUGGGAUGGAGCGCCUUAUUACCUCCUAGAUUGUGUGUAUUGCAUGUUGCUCACAGCUGCCGGCGGUCUGUACAUCUGCUUGGUGUGCUUCGGGGGAGAGGACGACGGCCGUUUGUUCACCGGCAGCAAAUGCACCAUGACGCAGGAGAUCGGAGGCCCGCUGUCUCUCGUCAUGGGUACGCGUCGAUGCCACUUCUAUGAACGACUCUGCACGUAUGUGGGCUCUGUUGUUGUCAGGGGUAGCCGCAAUGGUCGUGAGCAGCGUGUUUCUCUACCAGGGGAGAAGGUGGUAGGUGGUGCUGGGCUGGCUUGCUCGUCUCCCUGCAUGGUGCGAGGCGCGUCUUUCCGUGCCUCAUGAUAUGAUGAGUGAAUACCUAAAGGUACAGUGAAAUCCAGAAUGAGACGAAGAGGAAGGGAAAGGAGGGAAUGCACGUGAUCAACAGGCCUGUACAGACCGGUGCAGGUGGUAGUGAGGGUGAGGUGAGUCAGUUGAUGGCCGUGAUGGCAUUUGUCGGUUGGUGGUUUGUGCGUACGUUGUGAAGCUUUUCUUCCCACCUUGUUGCUGCUGUACAGGCUGUGUCUGUGAGAUGACUUUGCGCCCUUCGGAGGGGGGCACAUAAUUCAUGGUGGUUGGUUGGGUGGUUGGAUAAGUGGUUAUUGUGUUGACUCACGGAGGGAUCCUGUCAUGUCACCCACUAAACUAGCAACAUGCAUAGAGAGCUCUGCCCC